Spodoptera litura is the source of this 4030-nucleotide messenger RNA. Its product is annotated as ATP-binding cassette sub-family G member 4. Gene Ontology annotation, molecular function: ATP binding; ATP hydrolysis activity; ABC-type transporter activity. Gene Ontology annotation, cellular component: plasma membrane. NCBI's taxonomy places the organism in Eukaryota, Metazoa, Arthropoda, Insecta, Lepidoptera, Noctuidae. The record is from RefSeq and is a predicted model, not a curated record. Gene Ontology annotation, biological process: transmembrane transport.
CUCGCGCUGUUUCGCACAGCACGUUGCACGACCGAACGCACGCAACUAACGGUUCACGGAAUCCAAAUACGAAAUUAUUUUAUUUUAAAUAUUUCAAAUAAAAACUUUUUUCUUUUCUUUUUUUCUAAAUGAACGCCAUUUGAUAACGUUCGAAUUUUAAACUUUCGAAUUAGAAAUUGAUUUUCUAUAAAAGUUGACUUUCGGGAUGUGUUGAUUUGAUUACAAUUGGUAAUUAAAUAAAAAGUAGUGUUGUUAUUAUUUUAAAUUGUUAAUAAGUGUUUGUGGUGGUGAUCAAAAUGGCGAAAGCUAUGGCAGUGCUUCAAGGGUUGGGCCACAAAGUAAGUGGCAAGGAACAGGAAUGCCGCACAUUGCAGGUCAACAUGCCAUCUCCGAGGCCUGUUGACAUAGAAUUUAACAACAUCACGCUUCAAGUCUCUGAGGGACUGACCUCAAGAAAAAAAAAGACGAUUUUAAAAGGUGUGUCUGGUUUGUUCAAAUCCGGUCAACUGACUGCCAUAAUGGGACCUUCGGGCGCCGGAAAAUCUUCCCUCAUGAACGCACUAACUGGUUUUUCGACUAAGGGCGUCACAGGGAGUAUACGUGCUGGAGAUAGCGUAUGUGAACUGAAGCCUAAAGGCUCACUAAGUUCCCUUAAAGCAUAUAGAAAGAAAUCUUGUUACAUAUUACAAGAUGAUAGACUGAACCCUUUAUUCACUGUGGCUGAGCUGAUGAAAUUCGCAGCUGACAUGAAACUAGGUGACACUCUAACAGAUAAAUUGAAACUGAGCGUGAUAAAUGAAAUAAUCAAUACACUAGGGUUAUCGGGAUCAGAAAACACAAGGUGUGCAAGUCUCUCUGGUGGACAGAAGAAACGAUUAUCGAUAGCAGUGGAACUGAUUGACAACCCUCCCGUACUUUUCUUAGAUGAACCAACUACUGGCCUGGACAGCAGCACAUCUGCGCAGUGCAUGCAACUUCUAAAGAACUUAGCAAGCAAUGGUCGGACGAUAGUCUGCACUAUUCACCAACCGCCUGCGUCCGUUUACUCGCUAUUUGAUCAAGUAUACAUGCUUGCAGAGGGCAUGUGUAUUUAUCACGGAGCCAGUGAAAACACGGUCCCUUACCUUGCUUCAGUGGGGCUACAGUGCCCGAUGUACCACAAUCCUGCUGAUUACAUUCUAGAAAUUGCAACCGGAGAGUAUGGGAAAUUCAACGAGUUCUUGGCGGAGAAGUGUUCGAACCAUAUAUGGGCGGAGAAACCAGCAAUCCUACCGGUACCCGACAGAAUCAGCGAAGUGAUAUCUUUAGGAAAAACAUCGGUUAUCAUCAAUCCACCGCAUGAAUUAUACAAAUUCGGAAAAUUAUUUAGGCGGUGCGUCUUACAACAGUAUAGAGAUUGGACUGUCUCCCACCUCAAGCUGUUCAUGCACAUGGUGAUUGGUGUGCUCCUUGGGUUGCUCUACGAAAAAGCUGGUAGUGAUGGAUCGAAGACCGUCAGUAAUUUAAGCUUCCUUCUCGUCAGCACUGUAUACCUUUGCUACACGUCACUCAUGCCUGCUGUACUGAAAAUACCAACCGAGAUGUCAGUUCUGAAAAAAGAGAACUUCAACAACUGGUACAAUCUUAAAACGUACUAUGCAGCGCUGCUUGUCACCGGUAUGCCCCUGCAGAUCAUCUACAGCUUUGUGUAUUCAGUACCAUCAUACUUCCUAUCUGGACAACCGGCAGAACCAUACCGGUUUAUCAUGUUUGUCAUAGCACUUGCCAACGUGGCACUCCUUGCCGAAGCCAUGGGCAACGUCAUCGGAACAUGCUUCAACCCUGUGAAUGGAACUUUCCUAGGAGCGAUAUGGACUUGUGCAAUGAUCGUAUACGCAGGGUACCUGGUCCUCCUAGCGCAUAUGAACACAGUGAUGCGAGCUGUAUCACAUGCUUCGUUCCUAAGAUACGCCUUCGAAGCUCUAGUAUUGGCUAUUUACUCCAAUGGACGGCAGCCCCUAAACUGCCCCGAGGAUAUUACGUAUUGUCAUUUGAAACAUCCAAAGACAGUCAUCACUGAAUUCAGCCUCAAGCCGGACAACUAUUGGAUCGACAUUUGGAUUCUAGUUGGAGAACUUGUCUUCGUCAGGAUAUUGGCAUACUUCACAUUGAAGAGAAGUGUAAAAACGUCUACAUAAAUUAGUUAAAAUUAUUAUUCAUACUAUGAUAUUAAGUACUUUAAAGUACUUUUGAACAAUGAUAUAACAUAGGUACCGGUUAUUUUAAUACCACAUACAUGACAAUUAAUGUAAAUACUAAGACUAACUUACAAUACUACAAAGUAUGAGAUACUAAGGUACCUUCUACAAGUUUCCUUAGUUCUUUAAAGCUUAGAGACAUAAUGACACAUGUAUCAACUUUAUGCCCCCGGAAAUAAAGUUGUAACCGGUUUAACCGGGUAAUUAAUGUUAAUGUUAUUUUAUUUAAAGUUGGUCCUUUGAGCACCAAGUUGAAAUUAAGGACCAAUUCUUUUUGGGCACAUAUUUUUAGUAAGUGGUGGAAGAAAUAUGUUUCGAAUAUGAGUGAUAAAAUGUAUUUGUACAAGUAGGUAACUACAUCAUGACUGAUUUGAUAAAAAUAUAGGUGCAAUGGCUUAGUACGUAGGAAAGGCCAGUAAGUAAAAUGCUUAUUGCUAUAAUACCUACUUAAAGUGAGCCCCAUUAUGGUCUCAUGGUUGUAUCAUUGCUAUAUUCUUGCUAGGUAUAUACCUAGCCUAUUUAUUACCUAAAUGGUACACACCCACACUGAUGUUUACCCAUACAAAAUAAUUACCAUACAGUUACCAAUAUUAUAUAAUUAGGUACCACUGUUAUUUAAUGGCUUUUAUUUGAACAUGUUUCAAACAGCUGUGCAGACAUUGUAAUUGCCUUAAAUCGUACACCUAAGUCAUUUUAGGGUUAUUGGUGAAGUGGGAAUCAUUGAUUAAAUAUUAAAUAAGUUAUCAAAAUAUUAUUAAAUAAGUAAUUAUUUUUAUAAAAGCAUUUAUUGAUUCAUAGCAGAAAUGCAUUCGGUCCGCGUUUUGUUCCUUUAUGGAAUGUAAUAAGGUAGAUAUUUAAAUAGGUUUCAUUUUCCUACAUUUGGGUGUAUUAAAACUUAAAUCUAUAGCAACAGCACCUACAUACUACAUAUAGAUAAGUUUAUGAAAGAACACAGCUAGACUAUUUUAUAAUUUUCAAUUCGAUUCAAGUGAAUUAGAGUCCGCCAUGUCAUUGGUUAUGAGAAUAUUCUCGACCAAUGACAAGCGAGAAUGCGAUCAAGCUCAAUUCGAAAAUUUGAAUUGACAGUUACAAAAAAAAUAGCCAGCAGAUAACGAUGGUUUAUAUUAUAACUUUCGUGGGACACACUUUAGCUUAAUAACGUAACUGUUUGACGAGAAACUCGACUUGUUUCAAGCCAUGCUACAGGCUCAUAUUGAUAUAUGAGCCUGUAGCAUGGCUAGAGUGAUCUCUAGCACGGCUUGAAACUAGUCUAGUUCCUCGUCAAACAGUUACGUGAGUAAGUCGAAAACAUAAUAAUUAAUUCCGAUAGGAAUUUGUAACAUUAAUGUUUCGAACAUUAAAAUCGGACAGCAAUUACAAUUUUCACACAUAGCCAUAAGUAGAUAAGUAUACCUAAGUAGGUAAAAAGGUGUGAUUAAAUGGAUCUGGUUAGUGUUAAGUAGCAAGUAUUAAUUAAUAAGAAAUUAGUUACCACUACAUUGUCUUAAAAUAAUAUGAGCAAGUUGUAACUCCUGUGAUAAGUUGUCUUUUAGAUUAUAAGUACGUGUCAGUACUUAAAUUAUGUCUCUCGAAGUGAAUUUCAAGUGUUUUUGGAAACGCGAAUACGGAGGGAAAAUAUAUUUAUUCAGUAGGUAUGUUUGUAUUAAGGUAUCUAAAGUGCCUUACUUAGAAGUUAGACUAAUAUCACUAAAUGUUACCAACAAUUGUUUUGUUUUUAUAAGAACUAUCGUGAGCCAUACUGAAUUAAUUAAAAAUAACGGUUCACUCCCUGA